AUGCCCUCUCAUCGCCCUAACCUCCCGCCACCUCCCCAGCCAACGCGGGAGAUUUUCGACCCAUUCAAUUCGUCGUCGACAGGUCACCAGCGCGCAGAGAAUCGUUUGUCCGGAAGCAUAUCAUGGCGCGACUCACGUGUUCACAAGUUAUCGCAUCAACUGCGCGAUUCGAGCGGCCGUGGCGGCGCACACCAUGUCUCGGAUCUAGUUGGUGCGGGAAGUGAAAAUUUCGGCAAAGAUGGACGCAAGGAGAAUGGUGGUUGGGAACCUGGGGCGCCGGGGUUGCGGGAACGGGGGUGGCAGGAUAUUCGGACACUAAUGGAUGGGAGUCGCAAGAGGCAAAAUCCUGAUGGUUCUGACUGCAGCAAUAAAAGGCAAAAGACGGUUUCGAAUGAGGUUCAGGUUGGCCUGGAUGACGAGCAGCAGACGCCCACGACUGCGGUGGUGGCAUCUUCAGCCGAAAAGGAAAAAGGUUUGGCAGAUGCAAAGCCUCCUCCGCCUCAAAUCUUCCGCAAUCUAAACAUCUACCUCAACGGCUCUACCGCACCCUUAGUUUCAGACCAUAAGCUCAAACAGCUCUUCGCGCAACAUGGAGGCAACUCAUCCAUCAAUCUGGGCAGACGGACGGUGACGCAUGUGGUUGUCGGAAACACUUGUGGUGGCGGGUUGGCGUCGGGCAAGAUUCAAAAGGAAGUUUCUCUAAUAGGCGGCAAGGGGGUCAAAUAUGUCACUGCACAGUGGAUUUUGGAUAGUGUGGAGAAAGGGAUUCGGCAGCCUGAGAGCAAGUAUGCGCCGGAGAAGACUUUGAAGGGGAGAAUUGGGGGAAGUGGACAGGCGAGUGUGAAGGCUAUGUUUAUGCCGAAGGCGAAAUGA
Messenger RNA from Exophiala dermatitidis NIH/UT8656, 873 nucleotides. RefSeq lists its product as uncharacterized. The transcript has a single exon. The record is from RefSeq and is a predicted model, not a curated record. NCBI's taxonomy places the organism in Eukaryota, Fungi, Ascomycota, Eurotiomycetes, Chaetothyriales, Herpotrichiellaceae. Gene Ontology annotation, cellular component: nucleus. Gene Ontology annotation, biological process: error-prone translesion synthesis; error-free translesion synthesis. The coding region runs from base 1 to 873 and encodes 290 amino acids. Gene Ontology annotation, molecular function: deoxycytidyl transferase activity; DNA-directed DNA polymerase activity.